AUGAUAGAGGAGCCCAAAGCUAAAAGACAUAAGAGAGCGAAACUCUCUUCAUCAGAAAAGGAAAAGAGAAAUCAGCUGUUAGAAAAUCUGCAGGAGACAGGAGAGUUCGAGCGGCUUCAAUCGACAUUAUAUGCGCAGUUAAUGAUAAGAGAAUCAUGGUUGGAUGGAAUGAAGAAUAUGUCGCGGGAAACAGUGAAGAAAAGCGGAGGUCCUUCCGAGGUCACGGUAGACGAGUUAUCCAAAGCACUAGUAUCAGAAGGGUCUGCAACAAUUCCUUCGCACAUAGAAGCGGAUUUGAAACGAAAAAUUCGUAAAAUUUGUUCAUAG
Molecule: messenger RNA, 327 nt
Organism: Cylindrotheca closterium
Lineage: Eukaryota; Bacillariophyta; Bacillariophyceae; Bacillariales; Bacillariaceae
Source: the annotation of a GenBank genome assembly